Molecule: messenger RNA, 4795 nt
Organism: Megachile rotundata (alfalfa leafcutting bee)
Lineage: Eukaryota; Metazoa; Arthropoda; Insecta; Hymenoptera; Megachilidae
Product: exostosin like glycosyltransferase 3
Cellular component (GO): membrane
Molecular function (GO): glycosyltransferase activity
Source: RefSeq, a predicted model, not a curated record
UUGGUUCUGAUACUCUUCAUAGUCAUUUUUUAAAUUAUUAAAAUUUUCAAAUUUUUAAAUUAGAAGUUUGAUUUGUUUUCUAAUAUAAGAGCGCUCACCUCAACCCGACUCUAACCCGAUUUGAACCCUCGGUGGAAACUUAACUUUCUGAAGUUAGUCGCGCUGCGCGAAUUAGAAAUGAUCUCUUGUUGAACGAAAUAAUAAAUACUUGCCCACACAAAUGAAUGAUAUGCAUGAAGUAACGGGGGCCUGUAUUAAAGAACAAAUGGAGAAGUAUUAAUAGGAGAACCGCAAUGUUGACAUUAGCGUUAUUUCACGUUUGUUUCUUUAACGUGAACCUUUAAAUGGGAAUGGCGUUGGUGUGAUUUUAUUAGCUGUUGUUACGUACUUUAUGUAACCGGAUAGUUUAUAAAGAAUGUAUCUAAAAUAGCAUAUAUUUAUUAAACCUUUUGUUAUGACAGUUGUGAUUUAUAUCUAAUGAUCAUUAACCGUGAUUGUCAAAAAUUUGGAAGCAGGAUAUGUCACUGUUAGGUUAUUGAUCAAUAAUGAUAAUAAAAGCUCAGCGAUUAUGUUUUGGACUAAAGUUUUUAAUUAUACUUUACAGGCAUUUGUUAUACAACCACAAAAUGGGAUUGUUGGUUUAAAAUUUAAACAUGAAUGAUAAUCUAUAAUAAUUACAAUGGGGGGAAGCAUAUAUGAGAUACUUCCAGUGUAUCAUCAAAAUGGAAGUACAAGAGAAAUUUGUCACUGGAUAACGCAUAUCAAGUUAUCUAGGAUUAUAAUGUUAACAUCUGUCCUUUUAUUCAUUGUGCCAUUAUUUACACAUUAUUAUUUAUCAAAGGUGGAGUCUGAGUCUCCAGAUAAAGAUAUUUACCGUACAUUUUCUACAUUGGAAGCUUUUGAAGAUUUUACUCCCAUGAAAGCUUCUCAGCUGAAAAUGAGAAUAGAGGAAAUGUUACGUAUUAAAGUUUCUGUAAAUAAUGAGCUUAGAGAUUUAAGCGCAAAAAGACAAAGACUUCAAAUUGAAGUUAGCAGCCUAACUCAAAAGAUUGAUGAACUAAAGCAGGAGCUGUUACAUCAACAAACAGAUCUUGAUAGAUUAAAAAUUAGUGUUGAGCAAGCGCAAGUAGCUCAAAGAGAAGCAGUAGAAAGAAAUACACCAGAAUUGGCACCACCCAAGCGCAUACUAAUAAAUUCUGUUCCUGUAGUAUUACCAACUACUGUACCACAUUCGUGUAGAAUGUACAAUUGUUUUGAUCACAGCCGUUGUGCAUUAACAAGUGGUUUUCCAGUAUAUUUAUAUGACCCUGAUCAGUAUUCGGUAGUAAAUCCUGGUUGGGAUGUGGAUGGAUUUUUGAAAACUACUAUUAAACAAACUCUAGGAUACAAUCCCCAUUUAACUACUAAUGCUGCUGAAGCUUGUAUAUACAUAGUACUAAUAGGAGAAGUUCUUUCCACUCAACAAAAAAGUGAUAGAACAUACAGAAAAGCUAUAGAUGUAAAGAAAUUACAUGCACUUCCUUAUUGGGGCGGAGAUGGCAGAAAUCAUAUUUUACUAAAUCUAGCACGUAGAGAUCUAUCUGUAGAAUCUGGAAAUAUUUUCAAUGAAAUAGAUACGGGAAGAGCCAUAAUAGUACAAUCAACAUUUUACAGAAAUCAAUUCCGUGAAGGUUUUGAUCUGGUUGUUCCUCCAAUUUUGGGACCUCCUGGUGGAGAUGUGUGGCAAGAAUGUGCUCAAAUGUUACCUGCGAGAAGAAAAUAUUUAUUAUCUUUUCAAGGAGAGAUGAUAUCUCCGAGAGUCACGACCAUGACGCAUCAAACUGAUGACACAGAUAUAGAGUUAGAAAGAAUAGCAGUCGAUGAAAAUAAUUUGGAUACUUUUAUUAUUCAGCACCUUAAAGAUAUGAGUACUGGAUUAACUAUGGAUAAAUUUUUUAUUCAGUUUGAAUGUAUCCCGGCUUCUGAGGAAAAGAACAUAGUAGGAAUUCUUGAUUGGUCUUUAUGUGGAACUGACUCUUCAAGAAAAGCUAUAUUAAAGGAAUCAACAUUUGCUUUAAUUUUGGCACCUAGCAAUGCUUCAUUCGUAACUACCUCGUCUAUGCAAGCGAGAUUAUACGAAGCCUUACGGUCGGGAUCUAUUCCAGUUUUCUUAGGCGGUGAUCAAAUUCUAUUAAGCUACAGCGAAGUUAUUAGUUGGCGCAGAGCAGCAAUCUUUCUACCAAAGGCCAGAGUAACUGAAAUGCACUUUUUACUGCGUGCCGUUCCUGAUACUGAUCUGUUGAGUAUGCGAAGACAGGGCAGAUUAAUAUGGGAACGUUAUUUAAGCACUGCACAGGGUGCGGUAGAUACUAUUGUCGCUGUAAUUAGAGAUCGACUUGGUAUACCGCCUCUUCCAGCACCUCAAACUGCUAGUCCAAGUAUCUUUAAUGAAAGCUUUGUGCCUUUAAAAUCUGAUACAAUUAUUGCCGAGCCAGAAGCUGAAGAAAGUUUGGGGCCUCUGGAACCUCCUUAUCCGUCUCCUGCUUUUAAAAGAAACUAUACUACAAUGUUGCUUCAGGGACAUGAAAUUUGGAACGAUUGGGUGGACCCAUUUUAUCUGUAUCCGCAAUUACCUUUUGACACAGUGUUGCCUAGCGACGCAAAAUUUCUUGGAUCCGAGGUCGGAUUUAGACCCAUCGGAAAAGGUGCUGGAGGCGCGGGCAAAGAGUUUAGCGAAGCUUUAGGAGGCAACUAUCCUAGAGAACAGUUCACAAUCGUAAUGUUGACAUACGAACGGGAACAGGUUCUUAUAAACUCUUUAGCUCGAUUUUACGGACUGCCAUAUUUGAACAAAGUUCUGGUAGUGUGGAACAGCCCAAAGCCGCCGAUGGAAGACUUGAAGUGGCCAGAUAUUGGAGUUCCAAUUCAUGUAAUCAAAGCACCAAGGAAUAGUUUAAACAAUAGGUUUCUUCCAUUUGAUGCUAUCGAAACGGAAGCUGUUCUUUCAGUUGAUGAUGAUGCUCAUUUGAGACAUGACGAAAUUAUGUUUGGAUUUAGAGUAUGGAGAGAACAUCGAGAUCGUGUAGUUGGAUUUCCGGGUCGUUUUCACGCAUGGGACCAGAAUUAUCACAAUGCUUGGAAUUAUAAUUCUAAUUAUUCCUGCGAGUUGUCGAUGGUUUUGACUGGCGCUGCGUUCAUCCAUAAACAUUACACAUAUCUUUAUACACAUUGGUUGCCGCAAGCUAUACGGGACAAGGUUGAUGAAUAUAUGAAUUGUGAAGAUAUUGCUAUGAAUUUCUUGAUAUCUCAUUUAACAAGAAAACCACCUGUUAAGGUGACAUCACGAUGGACAUUCAGAUGUCCUGGUUGUCCAAUUUCCCUUUCAGAAGAUGAUACUCAUUUCCAAGAAAGGCACAAAUGUAUUAAUUUCUUUGUUCAGGUUUUUGGAUAUAUGCCUCUCUUAAAUACACAGUAUCGAGCUGAUUCGAUAUUGUUCAAAACAAGGAUCCCACACGAUAAGCAGAAAUGUUUUAAAUUUAUAUGAAACGAAAAAGAUAGUAGGUAUACAUACACCCAGUAAACAUCACUUGAUAGAAUUUACACGGUUUUGAUAAGAUUUUGACUGAAUCGAUAAACGUUUCCUAUAAAGUAUAUCAUCACGUGAAAUAAACGUUAUAGAAUUUUUAUUGUCCUCUCUUUUUUUAUUGUACUUUCUUUUUCUAUUGAUGUACAUGUUGCUUGUAUGAUAUGCACAUUUGAAGAAAUUUAAUAACAAAAAAAAAAGAUAAAUCGAUGACUGUAUACAUAUUAUAUCAUAAUGAAUAUAGGACACAAUGCAAUGUCUUUUUAUGUCAAUGUACGCAUAACUUAUAUCAUAUCGAUUUUACCAAUUUAUAGUGGAAGCAUAAUAAAUUUAUGUACAUAAUGAUUGUUACGAACGUGUAUAAUUUAUGUACAAUAAGAAAAUAGCAAAAAUAUAAAAUAUCGAUGAUGUAUACGGUACACCAUAUGUACAUAUUAAGAAUCCAAAAAGUGGAUGACAAUGUAUCGAUUUCAAUUUAUUUAUAAUUUGACCAACAUGGCUUUCAACGAUUAUUGUUGCACAUGAUUUGCACGAUAAUCUCGAUUGUAAAUAUAUUGUUUAUCAGAAUAAUGUAAAUACACUAAUUAAGCAAAGCUAAUUAAAUUUUAAUACGUGUUAGGACAUAGCUGGUGAGCGGGUACAGCGUAUGUAAAUCAAAAUUUAAAACAACGUUCAUUUAAUAUUGGAAAGUCAAUGAAAAUUGCAUACCACAACGUGUGUAACGAUUUAUCUGAAUCUUUUUAUUUUUAUGGUACCUUAACUGUAUUUUAAUUAUCACGUGUUAUAACAGUGAUGGACAUUUACGCUUGCAAGAAAUCUUCCGGCUAAUUUUUCAAUCUGAAAGUAUAUUUUUAUAUUUCGUAUCUCCAAAAUUUCAAAAUUUAAAAUCCCCAUGACAAACACUUAAUUUGUCCAUCAUUGUAUCAUGCCAUUAUAAUGUGCCAAAUUUCCAAUGAUUAUGUACGCUUUAAUUUAGCCUACUUUCGCUGCUUCAGGUAAUAGUUUUCAAACACAUAAUACUCUUAACUGUUUGUAAAUACACGUAUCGCACAUCGUUCGAACUUGUGUUAUUUAAUGCAAAUGCGUGCAAUUAUUUAAAUGGUAUAAGUGCAACUCGAAUGAGUAUCGCUAAAUGUAAAAACCAUUUUGUAAAUUAAGUUUUAUAUCGUGUCCUACCUGAGUUGAAUUCAGGUAUGUCUGCAAGAAAAUAAAUAUAUAUUAUUUAUGAUUGUA